Messenger RNA from Cynara cardunculus var. scolymus (artichoke), 1378 nucleotides. Its product is annotated as malate dehydrogenase, mitochondrial. Gene Ontology annotation, biological process: malate metabolic process; tricarboxylic acid cycle. Gene Ontology annotation, cellular component: mitochondrion; cytoplasm. Bases 51 to 1094 code for a protein of 347 amino acids. Lineage: Eukaryota; Viridiplantae; Streptophyta; Magnoliopsida; Asterales; Asteraceae. The record is from RefSeq and is a predicted model, not a curated record. The transcript has 7 exons. Gene Ontology annotation, molecular function: L-malate dehydrogenase (NAD+) activity.
ACACACACACACUCUCUCUCUCUCUCUGAACCAGCACGCGGAGAACAACAAUGAGGACGGCUAUGUUGAGAUCGAUCCAUUCUUCCCUUCAGAAAUCUUCAUCAUCUACUUUACUCCGACGGAGUUACUCGUCUGAGUCUGCUCCCGAGCGUAAAGUCGCCGUUUUGGGCGCCGCCGGCGGUAUUGGACAGCCGCUUGCACUCCUCAUGAAAUUAAACCCUCUCGUAUCUAGUCUCUCUCUAUACGAUAUCGCCGGAACUCCCGGUGUCGCUGCUGAUGUCAGCCACAUCAACACCAGAUCUGAGGUGGUUGGGUUCAUGGGUGAAGAAAACCUGGGAAAGGCAUUGGAAGGAGCUGAUGUUGUCAUCAUUCCUGCCGGUGUACCAAGGAAGCCAGGCAUGACACGUGAUGAUCUUUUCAACAUCAAUGCUGGCAUUGUUAAGGGUCUGUGCACAGCUAUUGCCAAGUACUGCCCUCAUGCACUGGUUAAUAUGAUCAGCAACCCUGUCAAUUCAACCGUGCCCAUUGCUUCUGAAGUCUUCAAGAAAGCGGGUACCUAUGAUGAGAAAAGGCUGUUCGGUGUUACCACACUUGACGUUGUCAGGGCAAAAACUUUCUAUGCUGGAAAGGCCAAAGUUCCAGUUGCUGGUGUCAACGUGCCUGUUGUUGGUGGCCAUGCUGGUGUCACCAUUCUUCCCUUGUUUUCUCAGGCUACACCACAAGCAAACAACUUAUCAGAUGAAGAAAUAGUUGCUCUAACAAAACGAACUCAAGAUGGUGGAACGGAGGUUGUGGAGGCAAAGGCUGGAAAGGGUUCUGCUACACUUUCAAUGGCUUAUGCUGGAGCAAUAUUUGCUGAUGCUUGUUUGAAAGGACUUAAUGGGGUCCCAGAUGUUGUGGAAUGCUCAUUUGUGCAAUCAAACGUAACUGAACUACCUUUCUUUGCAUCAAAGGUAAGACUGGGCAAAAAUGGUGUAGAAGAAGUCCUAGGACUUGGCUCACUUUCGGAUUACGAGAAACAAGGUUUGGAAGCCCUUAUGCCGGAGCUAAAAUCAUCUAUCGAGAAGGGAAUCAAGUUUGCCAACCAGAAUUAAAACACUCCCUUCCGCUUAUCAUCGUAAUUGAGUAAAAGAAACACCGUCACAGUUUUGCAUAUUUUGAUUAAACUUAUGUUGUACUCUUUUUCGAGUGUUGUUCAGGCGGCACACGCUAGGCAAUUACUAAUAAAGAGGGAAGCAGAAUCCUUGCCUUGCCUUGCUCUGCUCAACCAAAAACAGAGUGUUAGAUUGUUCUAUUCUCUCAGCAUUUUCAUUCUUGUCUAAAUGACUAUUUUUAAUCUAGUGAUUAAAUUUAAAUGGUGCCUUUUAAGUUACAGUGC